GAAGUAAUUAGUUGGAGCUACGUCAAGACAAGUCCAGAGCCUCAAAAGUCAAAAAGUGUGUGUCAUGUAGUUUGAAGCACGACUAUUGUACUACUCCCUGGUUUGAAGUACUGCCUUGGUAUCGGACCUCUGAAGAACAAGAGCUAACAUCUUCUGAGCUAACAUCUUCUUCUGUUACUACUAGAGUGUAAUUCCCCGUAGUAUUAAAAGCUUCUCGGUUCUAGGGUGAACUAUUUCGCUUAUUUUUCUAACAAGAACAAUUGUGAAGUGCCUUCAAACUUCCUUCUUCUCCAAGCAAUAUUCCCUAUCAAGUUUCCAUAUUAAAUAUAUAGCUUCAUGCGAAGUUGUAGCCUAGAAACUCCUCGACGCUGAGAAGAUGAGUGCUGCACGCAGUUCACGGAAGAAAUCGCCUGUUGGUGCUACGAAUCGUCUGAAGCAAGACUAUCUCAGGAUCAUGUCAGAUCCAGUUCCGUAUAUUCAGGCUCAGCCUCUGCCCUCGAAUAUCCUUGAAUGGCAUUACUGUGUAAAAGGCCCCGAGGAUUCACCGUAUGCAGGGGGUUACUAUCAUGGAAAACUAGUCUUUCCACCGGACUAUCCGUUCUUGCCACCGAAAAUCAUGAUGCUCACUCCCAAUGGUCGCUUCAAGACGGGGACAAGAUUAUGUUUAUCGAUAUCGGAUUUUCAUCCGGAUACCUGGAAUCCAGCGUGGUCUGUAUCCACCAUCUUGACUGGCCUGCUAAGCUUCAUGUUGGAAGACACGCCAACACUAGGAAGUCUCAGCACCUCAAAAUUCCAUAAACGUACACUAGCACAGCAAAGUGGAGAGUACAACCUCAAAAACCCAACGUUCUGUGAACUAUUUCCUGAUCUGCUGGAGGAAAUUAAAAAGCAGAGUGAAUCAUCGGAAGAAAACGGCGCCGACACAAAGGUAGCACCAUCGAAAGAGGAAGGAGCAGUGCAGGGGACGAAGUCCGAGUCCGAGUCUGAGUCCGAGUCUGAGCCUGAGUGGGAGCAGGAGCCCGAGUUUGAAGAAGACUGAAGCUGCCACACUUUGAUCAGGAUAAUUGUUUAAAAAUAACAAAGGAACGGACAUUGCGCGGGAGCUUUUAUAGCACGUACGCGCCCUUUGUAGUCCCCUAUGUUCUCUUGCUGUUGUUGUUGUUGCUGUCCUCUUCCGUUCUACGUAGGCACGUGCACUUCAAUUUAAAAAAAAUUUAAAAAGAUGAGGCAGGUGCACUUUCAUUUAAAAAAGAUGAGGCAUGUGCAGACGCUGCAGGGUACAAUGACCGGAUGGGGAGCAGACUUCUUCUGCUUUCCACUCGGCCAUUGUGAUGUGAACCCACCUCUAUCGCUGAGUGUACAUUGUACCUGAGUCCUCAUCCUCUGCCUCAGUGUGUCUGCCCUAUAUGCUGUUUCUUUGUCGAGCUGGAUCACCAAGUCUCUGUUCUAACCGUUUUUGUUUCGAACGAUCCCGGCCUUAAAGCUACCUCUCAGUCAAGUGUGUACCUCAUGUUUUGGGUACUUUGUCAGUGUGUCUGCUGCAUCUUCAUUGUGCAUACAUGUAUGCUUCUUUGUCGAAGAUGAACUCCGCAAUCGAACAUGUGUUGCUCAAUCUUCAGCUGCGUCCCACUUGGUUGCUAUGUAUGCGUCUUUGUCGAAGAUGAACUCCGUAAUUGAACAUGUGUUGAUCUUCAGCUGCGUCCCAUUUGGUCGCUAUGUAUGCGUCUUUGUCGAAGUUGAACUCUGUAGUCGAACAUGUGUUGCUCAAUCGUCUUCUGCUUCCCACUUGGUCGCUGUGCUGUGCACACUUCUUCAUCUGCUGCGGCACAUAAUAGUAUGGUACCUCAUAUUCUGUCUAUUUGGCCAAUUAGGUAUUCAGCUUCUUGAUCUUAUGCUGAGGAUCAUCUUGAUCUUAGGUCUUGCGUUACUCUUGCAAAGGAAGUAAUUGGAGCCACUA
Sycon ciliatum is the source of this 1957-nucleotide messenger RNA. Its product is annotated as ubiquitin-conjugating enzyme E2 J2-like. Lineage: Eukaryota; Metazoa; Porifera; Calcarea; Leucosolenida; Sycettidae. The coding region runs from base 377 to 1039 and encodes 220 amino acids. The transcript is spliced from 8 exons. The record is from RefSeq and is a predicted model, not a curated record.